UUCAGUGCUUCUCUUGGCUUUCUUUCUAUUUCUACAAUCCUCUUAUCGUGCGGAAUACAUUUUGAAAGUAAUAAAAAGAUUUUAUUCUCCGUUUAGAAAAUAUAAAAAUAAACUAAAAAUUGUUUGCAUAUAUGUUAAUAACAUUGUUAAGUUUUCCUCAAAGUUAUGAAGUGGAGAAUUAUUUUAUUAAAUGUGAAUUCAGACCCGCAUCCAAACUGCUGAGAAAAAAUCGAUAUAAUUUUAAGGUCUUGGUUUUCACAUCAUCAAAGCAAAACGAAAAUAAUGAGAAAACAACAUUCAAAUUCAAACCAUGUAUCAUCAAUGAUUGUAUGUUUGAGUUAAGUUUGAAAACAAUAAAAGAUCAAAUAAAAAACUUCAACAAAAGAAACAAAAAGGAGUCAAUUCCGGUACAGUAUUUCGCAAAGGAAUAUACAAUUUAUCAUCAUACGUCAACACCAUCGCCAAUUCUUCUAUUUUGGAGUACAGAUUGUUGUAAAUGGAAUUAGCCAAGAAAAGGUAUAAGGGUGGUCGGGCACCUAUUUUCAGAUCCAGUGACCGAAGAAGACCACAAAUCAUUUCAUCUGCAACAACCUUAACUCCACGUGUGGUUCUCUCUAGAUUAGAACCAAGAGAUUUCGAGCGUUUACGCUUGUCAUACAAAGUAACUAUACUAGACCAAAGACGAACACGGAACAAUCGUUCUGGCAUGAACAUGGGACAAAAAAACAGUGCAGUUGUUAAAAGUGUUAGUCGCGGAGAUGCACAAGUAUCCUUUAAACCGGUUAUACCACGUGAACUUGCUGCCGAAUAUAUAAAGCCAGCUCGUAUUGAAAUACUACUUGAUAUGCCUCCAGCUAAUCGAGAAACUCAACUCAAGUACUCAUGGAACGCUGAAGACAGAUCGCUUAACAUUUUUGUAAAAGACGACGAUAAACUGACAUUUCACCGACAUCCUGUUGCACAGAGUACAGACUGCAUACGUGGAAAAGUAGGCUUCACAAAAGGUCUUCACAUUUGGGAAAUAUAUUGGCCUACAAGGCAGCGAGGUACACACGCUGUUGUCGGCGUGGCAACUUCAGAAGCACAAUUACAUUCAGUAGGUUAUCAAAGUCUAGUUGGUGCAUCAGAUCACAGCUGGGGAUGGGACUUGGGCAGAAACAAACUUUACCAUGACUCCAAAAACUGUGCUGGAAUUACUUACCCGGCGAUACUUAAAAACGAUGAAGCUUUCUUAGUGCCGGAUAAAUUUUUAUUAGCACUUGAUAUGGACGAAGGAACACUUAGUUUUAUAGUAGACCACGAAUAUUUGGGAGUAGCCUUUCGAGGAUUGAAAGGAAAGAAACUUUAUCCAAUAGUUUCGGCUGUUUGGGGACAUUGUGAGAUUACAAUGAGAUACAUCGGUGGUUUGGAUCCUGAACCAUUACCCUUAAUGUAUUUAUGUAGACGUGUGAUACGGCAAAAUUUAGGACGAACGCAUUUAGAAGAGCGCAUACAAGAGCUACAUCUGCCACAAUCGAUGAAAACAUAUUUAUUAUAUAGGGACUGCAGAUAGUAACAAAUAAGAUUGACAAUAAGAUAUAAAAUUUAACUGUAAUACUAACACUAAUCAUAAGCAAAAUUUAAAGAAAAUCAAGAAUGUUCACACACAGAAACUCAUGUGUGCUAUUGUAAUGUGCAUAUUAAAUAUAUGUGUAUUUAUGUUUGUACGUAUAUAUUUGUUAUGUAUGCAUAAUACCAUAUAUAGUAUGCAUAAUGUAAUUGGGUCAAAGAUUUUUAAAAUAUAUGCUAUAAACAUCAA
This is a messenger RNA of Episyrphus balteatus (marmalade hoverfly), 1798 nucleotides long. It is a transcript of the gene gus, whose product is annotated as protein gustavus. Gene Ontology annotation, biological process: proteasome-mediated ubiquitin-dependent protein catabolic process. The transcript has 3 exons. Gene Ontology annotation, molecular function: protein binding. The record is from RefSeq and is a predicted model, not a curated record. NCBI's taxonomy places the organism in Eukaryota, Metazoa, Arthropoda, Insecta, Diptera, Syrphidae. Gene Ontology annotation, cellular component: SCF ubiquitin ligase complex. The coding region runs from base 497 to 1552 and encodes 351 amino acids.